Messenger RNA from Cetraspora pellucida, 270 nucleotides. The record is from the annotation of a GenBank genome assembly. NCBI's taxonomy places the organism in Eukaryota, Fungi, Glomeromycota, Glomeromycetes, Diversisporales, Gigasporaceae.
AUGACUGUAUCCUACAAGAAAAUCAGAACUUCUAACACUUAUAAAGAAGAAACUAGUUUAAGCUCAGGCCCUUCUAAGAGCUUAUUAGAACAAACUAAAGCUCAAGUCUUAAACAGCCAAGAAUCAAAAGCUUUAUCAACACAAAAAGCAUAUACAGUAACAGACUCAAAAGUUAGUGAAGCACUAAACAAAGAAAAUAUUAAUCUUGAAAAAAAUAAUGAUGAUGCAUUGUUUACACCUGCUGACAACACGUACACAGAGUGCAGAUAA